Messenger RNA from Annulohypoxylon truncatum, 1035 nucleotides. RefSeq lists its product as uncharacterized. NCBI's taxonomy places the organism in Eukaryota, Fungi, Ascomycota, Sordariomycetes, Xylariales, Hypoxylaceae. Gene Ontology annotation, molecular function: oxidoreductase activity, acting on CH-OH group of donors; flavin adenine dinucleotide binding. The transcript is spliced from 4 exons. The record is from RefSeq and is a predicted model, not a curated record. The coding region runs from base 1 to 1035 and encodes 344 amino acids.
AUGCCUUCCCCGACGUCCCCCGACUACAUAAUCAUCAGCGGAGGCGCUUCCGGCCUCGUCGUCGCUCGCCACUUGUCCGAAAACCCGGAUGUCCAAGUAUGGGUGCUUGAGGCCGGGAAGGAUCUCUCGGUCGAUCCGAGGGUAAACAUCCCAGCGCUGUGGACGUCCCUUGUGGGCUCCGAUGCUGACUGGCAGUACAAAUCUGUGUCUCAGCCGGGAUUAGGGGGUCAUACACUUAUACUACUGCCGGACCAAGCCACGCUGGAGCAUGUCGGCAUCGACUGGAUCAACGACGAACACCGCGGCACCUCCGGCCCUAUUAAGGUGUCUUUUCCAGACAUCAUUCAAGACCCUCUAUGUAAGGCGUGGAUUGACGCCUUUCGCGGUCUGGGCAAGGUCACUACUGCCGAUCCGUUCUCGGGUAAUUCGAUUGGUGGUUACAGCAAUACGGCAACCGUCGAUCCGGAAACCAAAAUUCGGAGCUACGCCAACUCGUCUUACGGCGCUCCUAUUCGCCGGAGGCCCAACGUCCGGAUUCUUACAGAGGCCAAGGUCCAGAGAACAUUAUUCACCAAGACGCGCGAUGGCACUGUUAAGGCUACGGGUGUUCAUGCCUUGGUCGAAGGUAAGACGGAAACGUUCACACCCACCAAAGAGGUCAUACUUGCCUCCGGUGUGUUCAAUAUACCUAAGCUCCUCGACCGGCUUCCUCGGGUUAAGGGGCCCAAGGACUCGGAGUAUUACAACACACCUGGCGGGAAGCGUAAUCACCCGGACGCCAUUCGCGUCGGAGACCUGGACGGGGCUAAGAAGUAUGUCCUCGACACAGCCACCACCGCAUACCACGGUUGCGGCUCGGCGGCCAUGAUGCCCAGGGAAAAGGGGGGUGUGGUGAAUCCGAAGCUGGUCGUGUACGGGACAAAGAAUAUUCGCGUCGUUAAUGCUAACGUUAUCCCGCUGAUUCCACGUGGCAAUAUCUUUUCUUCGGUGUAUGCCGUAGCCGAGAAGGCGGCGGGUAUCAUAAAAGGUCACUGA